UCACAGCCUCCCUUUUCAGCGUUGUCUCGUUUCCACUCGCAUCCUCCAUUCGUCAUAAAGGAGGUUGCUUCUCAGUCCUCACUUGAUUCGAGGUUCCCUUGUUGAGGAUCCUCGGACUCUCAUUGUUGGAAGAGAACAAGGGCCCAUCUCCCAUCACAUUUCAUCCCCUGGCCACAACAACACCCCACCAUGGCCGGCCCCUCCGCCUCUUCAUCCGACGCCCUCCCCAGACAGCGGGGCAUCCGCAUCGCCAUCGACCGCGGCGGCACCUUCACCGACUGCGUGGGCAACUACGACGGCAAGGACGUUGUCAUCAAGUUGCUGUCCGAGGACCCGGCCAACUACAGUGACGCGCCGCUCGAGGGCAUUCGCCGCAUCAUGUCGCACUUUUUGGGCCGCGACAUCCCGCGUGGCCAGGCCCUCGACACGAGCUGCAUCGACUCGAUCCGCAUGGGCACCACCGUGGCCACCAACGCGCUGCUCGAGCGCAAGGGCGAGAAGAUAGCGCUGGUCGUGACAAAGGGUUUCGGGGAUUGUCUGGCCAUUGGGAACCAGUCGCGGCCGAGGAUCUUUGAUCUGGCUAUUCGCAAGCCUGAGGUACUGUAUUCGAGUGUGGUUGAGGUGGAUGAGCGGGUCACGCUGGAGGAUUAUGCUGAGGACCCGGAGCGGAGGGUGACCAAGGUGGAUGUGCGGGUCGGGACGGCCGAGGCGGAGGGGGCGGACUUGGUCAUGGGCUUGUCGGGGGAGGCUGUGAGGGUCCUGAGGAGGCCGGACCGGGAGGCGGUAAGGGAACAGCUGCAGCGGGUGUUUGACGGCGGCAUUCGGAGCAUUGCCGUGUGUCUGAUGCACGCCUACACGUUCCCGGACCACGAGGCGCUGGUGGGCGAGGUGGCGAGGGAGAUUGGGUUCCGGCAUGUCUCGCUCAGCCACGAGCUGAUGCCCAUGAUCAAGCUGGUCCCGAGAGCGACGUCGGUGUGUGCCGAUGCGUACCUCACGCCGGCCAUCAAGCGGUACAUAUCGGGGUUUCAGCAGGGGUUCAAGGGCGGGCUGGGCACCAAGAGCGUGAAGCAGGGCGAGGGGAACAAGGGCGCUCGUUGCGAGUUUAUGCAGAGUGACGGUGGGCUGGUGGAUGUCGACAAGUUUACCGGGCUGAGGGCCAUCCUGUCGGGGCCGGCCGGUGGUGUCGUCGGGUAUGCCAUCACGUCGUAUGACGAGAAGACGAAAAUCCCCGUCAUUGGCUUCGACAUGGGCGGCACCAGCACCGACGUCUCGCGGUAUGGCGAGGGCCGGUAUGACCACACGUUUGAGACGACCACAGCCGGCGUCACCAUCCAGUCUCCCCAGCUCGACAUCAACACCGUCGCGGCGGGCGGCGGCUCCAUGCUCUUCUUCCGGAACGGCCUUUUUGUGGUUGGUCCCGAAUCUGCCGGCGCUCACCCCGGCCCGGCGUGUUAUCGAAAAGGGGGCCCUGCCACGGUGACCGACGCCAACUUGUUCCUCGGGAGGCUGCUGCCGGAAUUCUUUCCCAAGAUCUUCGGCAAGAAUGAGGACGAGGGGCUGGACCGGGAAGCCAGCAGGAAAGUCCUGCAGGAGUUGGCGGAUCAAAUCCAUAGGGAGACUGGCAAGGCAAUGGACAUUGACGAGGUUGCCUAUGGAUUCUUGACCGUCGCCAACGAGACCAUGACGCGGCCCAUCAGGAGCAUCACCGAGGCCAAGGGCCACGACACGUCCAAGCAUCGCCUGGCUACUUUUGGCGGGGCAGGUGGCCAGCAUGCCGUGGCUAUUGCCGAGUCUCUGGGCAUCAAGCAGAUCUUGAUCCACCGAUACUCUUCUGUUCUCUCGGCCUACGGCAUGGCCCUGGCCGACGUUGUCGACGAGAGGCAGGAACCUGAGUCGGCCGUCUGGAGUGACAAGAGCGACGUGGUGGAUCAGCUGAAGAAGAAGGUGGAAGCCCUCAAGGACAAGUCCCGCCAGGCCCUCCGCGAUCAAGGUUUCGAGGACAACGAGAUUGUCUUUGAGGAGUAUCUCAACAUGAGGUACCGCGGCACCGAGUCAGCCCUCAUGAUCAUCAAGCCGACCGAGGGCGAGCACGAAUGGGAUUAUGGCGCGGCCUUUGUGAAGCACCAUCGCUACGAGUUUGGUUUCACCCUGGACGACCGAGACAUCAUCGUUGACGAUGUUCGGGUCAGGGGCAUUGGCAGGAGCUUCCGCUACGAGGAGAAGAGCGCGGACGAGCAGCUGAGAACCGUCACUCGCAAGGACGUGAAGCCUGAUAAGAAGCACUCCGUGGCCAAGGUCUACUUUGAGGGCGGACGGGUGGACACGCCCAUCUACAAGCUCGAGAGUCUCGCGGUGGGAGAGGCCGUCAAGGGCCCUGCCAUGCUGGCAGACGGCACCCAAACCAUUGUAGUCACGCCGAAUGCUACCGCCCUCGUGCUCGAGACGCACGUCGUCAUCGAUCUUCCCGAGAGCGAAAAGGACCGCUACUCGAAGGCCUCGGGAGAGCGCGAAGUGGACCCCAUCAUGCUCAGCAUCUUUGGCCACAGGUUCAUGGCCAUCGCCGAGCAGAUGGGACGGGCCCUGCAGAAGACCAGUGUCAGCACCAACGUCAAGGAGCGGCUCGACUUCUCUUGCGCCAUAUUUGAUGCCACAGGCGGCCUGGUAGCCAACGCUCCUCACCUGCCAGUCCACUUGGGCUCCAUGUCGACCUGCGUGCGGCGGCAGGCCGAGAUAUGGAAAGGCAAGCUCAAAAAAGGAGACGUAAUUAUCUCGAACCAUCCAUCCUAUGGCGGCACGCAUCUUCCCGAUGUGACGCUCAUCAUGCCGGCUUUCAACGAAGCAGGGGACAAGAUCCUGUUCUACGCCGCCUCGCGCGCACACCAUGCAGACAUCGGAGGCAUCACGGCCGGCAGCAUGCCGCCGCAUUCGCGAGAACUCCAACAAGAAGGCGCCGCCAUCAAGAGCGAGAAGCUCGUCAGCGAGGGCAAGUUCAACGAAGAGCGCGUGAUCGAGCUCUUCUACAAGGAGCCGGCCAAAUACCCCGGCUGCAGCGGCACCCGCUGCCUCGCCGACAACAUCAACGAUCUCCGCGCCCAGGUGUCAGCCAACCAGAAGGGCAUCUCCCUGAUCGAGGGCCUCAUCGCCGAGUACGGCGAGGACACAGUCCAGUUCUACAUGGUGGCCAUCCAGAACAACGCCGAGCUCCAGGUGCGCAACCUCCUCCGGGCCGUCCACGACCGCUUCCAGGGCAAGGACCUGUCGGCCGAGGACUUCAUGGACGACGGCAGCCCGAUCCGCCUCCAGAUUGUCAUCGACCGGGACAGGGGCGAGGCCGUCUUUGACUUUGCCGGCACGGGGCCCGAGGUGUACGGCAACAUCAACGCGCCCGAGGCCAUCUCAUACUCGGCCAUCAUCUACGCGCUGCGCUGCAUGAUCAGAGAGGACAUCCCGCUCAAUCAGGGCUGCCUCAAGCCCAUUACGGUCAAGAUCCCGCCCAAGUCGCUCCUCUCGCCCUCGGACAACGCCGCCGUUGUCGGCGGCAACGUGCUCACCUCGCAGCGUGUGACCGACGUCAUCUUUCGCGCCUUCGAGGCCUGCGCCGCCAGCCAGGGCGACUGCAACAACCUUACCUUUGGCUUUGGUGGCAACGUCUCGGGCCAGCAAGAGGUGCGCGGCUUCGGCUACUACGAGACCAUCGCCGGCGGCAGCGGCGCGGGCCCGACCUGGGAGGGCACCGACGGCGUGCACGUGCACAUGACCAACACGCGCAUCACCGAUUCGGAGGUGUUUGAGCGCCGGUAUCCCGUCCUGCUGCGCGAGUUUUCGAUUCGUAAGGGGUCGGGCGGGAGGGGCCAGCAUCGUGGCGGGGAUGGCGUCGUGCGCGAUAUCGAGUUCCGCAUCCCCGUGCAGGUGUCCAUCCUGAGCGAGCGGCGCGUGUUCCGGCCGUAUGGCAUGGCCGGCGGCGAGGACGGCCAGUGCGGGCUGAACCUGUGGGUGAGGAGGGUGAAGAAGGCCAGCUGGGAGAGCAGUCUUAGGAAGCUGCAGCAGACGGGCGAGGACAACAACACGGAUGGAAACGGCAACGACGACGCCGAGUACGAGGAGCGCUUCAUCAACCUGGGCGCCAAGAAUAGCGCGCCCAUGAAGGCGGGCGACCGCAUCAUUGUGUACACGCCGGGCGGCGGAGGCUGGGGCAAGGUUGGCCAGGAGAAGGCGCUAGGGCAGGCGCCGGACCCAAUGCAGAGCUGGAAGAAAGGGUCACUCGCGGCGAGGGAGGAGACGGCGUUGCAGGCAUAG
Parathielavia appendiculata is the source of this 4296-nucleotide messenger RNA. RefSeq lists its product as uncharacterized. Gene Ontology annotation, cellular component: cytosol. Gene Ontology annotation, biological process: glutathione metabolic process. The record is from RefSeq and is a predicted model, not a curated record. Bases 190 to 4296 code for a protein of 1368 amino acids. Lineage: Eukaryota; Fungi; Ascomycota; Sordariomycetes; Sordariales; Chaetomiaceae. Gene Ontology annotation, molecular function: 5-oxoprolinase (ATP-hydrolyzing) activity. The transcript has 2 exons.